AUGACGCGGAUGACCAGACGGGGCUACCAGGAGGCCAUAGGGUGCCUGAACGGGCUGCAGUCGAACUACGCGAACGUGAUGGCGGUGCGGGCGUCGGGCGAGCGACGCAACAUGAUGAACCUGUGGGAGAUGGAGGAGUGGUCGCGGCGGCUGGGGUACGGGCCCGGGGCGCUGGACCGGCUGAACGUGAUCCACAUCACGGGGACGAAGGGCAAGGGCUCUACGGCGGCGUUCGUGCAGGGCAUUGUGCGGCGGUACCGGGCGGCCGGGCGGGUCGGGCUGUACACGUCGCCGCACCUGCGCAGCGUGCGGGAGCGGAUCCGGAUCGACGGGGAGCCGGUGUCGGAGGAACAGUUCUCGCGGGGGUUCUUCGAGGUGUGGGACCGGCUGGAGGCGACGCGGUCGGACGAGGCGCGGUUUCCGCACAUGGGCGCGGGCGCGAAGCCGGGGUACUUUAAGUUUCUGACGCUACUGUCGUUCCACAUGUUCCUGGAGGCGGGGUGCGAGACGUGCGUGUACGAGGUGGGGGUGGGCGGGGCGUUCGACAGCACGAACAUCGUGCGGCGGCCGUCGGUGUGCGGGGUGACGGCGCUGGGCAUCGACCACACGUUCAUGCUGGGCGACACGAUCGAGGAGAUAGCGUGGAACAAGGGCGGCAUCUUCAAGGCGGGCGCGCGGGCGCUGACGGUCGCGGGGCAGCCGCCGGCGGGGCUGGCGGUGCUGCGCGAGCGCGCGGCGGAGGCGGGGACGGCGCUGGAGGAGGUGCCUGUGCUGGCGGCGCUGCGGGACGUGAAGCUGGGCAUAGCGGGCGACUUCCAGGCGGCGAACGCCUCGCUGGCGGUGGCGCUGGCGGCGGAGCACCUGCGCCGCCGGGGGGAGGAUUGCGGUCUCGGCGCGCUCACGGCCGAGACGCCGUUGCCGCGCAAGUUCGUGGAGGGCUUGGAGGCCACCCGCUGGGAGGGCCGGUGCCAGACGAUCGAAGACGGCACGGUGACGUGGUACGUGGAUGGCGCGCACACCAAGGAGAGCAUUGUGGCUGCGUCGACGUGGUUCACCAAGGUUGCCGCGCCGGACAGGCGGAAGGUGCUGCUGUUCAACCAGCAGACGCGCGACGCCGGUGCGCUUCUCCGCCAUCUGCACGAGGCCACGGCCCCCGCGCUUACCUUUGACGAGUGCCUCUUCACUACAAAUGUGACAUGGAAGUCCGGCACCUACAGUGCCGACCUGGUAUCACACAACACAAGUAAGGAGGAGGUGAGCAAGCUCGAAGUGCAGCGUGCGCUGCAAGAAACGUGGUCCUCCCUGCCGGGCGGUGCCAGCAGCAGCUCCGCCGUCUACUCCGACAUUGAAAGUGCUGUAGCAGCCAUAAAGUCUAUCCAGGAUCCGGUCGAUGUGUUUGUGACGGGCUCGCUGCAUCUGGUGGGCGGUCUGCUGGUGGUUAUGGACGGUAAGUGA
Messenger RNA from Eremothecium gossypii ATCC 10895, 1455 nucleotides. RefSeq names its product tetrahydrofolate synthase (gene MET7). NCBI's taxonomy places the organism in Eukaryota, Fungi, Ascomycota, Saccharomycetes, Saccharomycetales, Saccharomycetaceae. Gene Ontology annotation, biological process: tetrahydrofolylpolyglutamate biosynthetic process. Gene Ontology annotation, cellular component: cytoplasm; mitochondrion; cytosol. The coding region runs from base 1 to 1455 and encodes 484 amino acids. The record is from RefSeq and is marked provisional. The transcript has a single exon. Gene Ontology annotation, molecular function: tetrahydrofolylpolyglutamate synthase activity; ATP binding.